Messenger RNA from Carica papaya (papaya), 1101 nucleotides. RefSeq names its product C2H2-type zinc finger family protein. The record is from RefSeq and is a predicted model, not a curated record. Lineage: Eukaryota; Viridiplantae; Streptophyta; Magnoliopsida; Brassicales; Caricaceae.
UGCUCCGAAGGAAGCUACAAUGGGGUCAAAGGAGCAAACCCAGAUCGUCAAAGGAAAAAGAACCAAACGUCAGAGACCACAAUCUCCAAUCCCUUCCAUCUUCCCCACUGACCAAACCCAUCAUCUUCAUCACCUCGCCGGGGAAGAAUUACUUUCAGGGUUUGAUUAUAAUUCCGAAAACAACGAGACCCACAACCUGCACUCCCCAAGUUCUUGUUCCAAUCACAGCAAGGAUCAGGUGGAAGAAGAAGACAUGGCCAAUUGCUUGAUCUUGCUCGCUCAAGGUCAAUCCAGAGAUAAUCAUAAUAAUCACAAUAACAAGUCUCCGACCACCGGUGGAGGCGGCGGCGGCGGCGAUAUAUGUAAAUUCAAUAGCAGGAGAUUUCUGGAAACAGCUUCAAAUGGAAAUGGAUCAAAAGCUGGGUACUUUGUCUAUGAGUGCAAGACUUGUAAUCGUACUUUCCCUUCUUUUCAGGCACUAGGAGGCCAUCGAGCCAGUCACAAGAAACCCAAACCCACCACCUUGUAUGAUCACAAGAAGCAGAAUUUAUCAGAUGAAGAAGAAAAUCAUGGUCAAUUCAGAAACCUUUCUCUUCUUUCUCUGCAACUCAGUAAUAAUACCCAUAACCCUAAUAGGUCUAAUCAAUAUAACACCACCACCAACAAAAGUGGGAAUAAGGUUCAUGAGUGCUCAAUUUGUGGUGCCGAGUUCACUUCCGGCCAGGCCUUGGGUGGUCACAUGAGACGGCAUAGAGGCACCGUGGGUAGCUCCUCCGGCGCCGGCGCCGGCGCCGCCACUGCGUUGUCGUUGACACCAGUCUCCGUCUGUGGCGUUUUGGAAUCUGACCAUCAUCACCAGCGUCAUCAUCCGGCGAAGAAAGCAAGAACCGCUUUGUCUUUAGAUUUGGAUCUCAACCUCCCGGCACCGGAAGAUGAUAAUCGGGAACCGGAAUUUUCUUUGGGUAAUUCAAAGCAACAAGAAAAGCAGCAGAAGUCACCGCUUGUCUUCUCCGCCCCAACUUUGGUGGAUUGUCAUUACUGAGAAGAGGUCAAAAUUCUUUCUUCUUUUUGUUUUUGUUUUUACAGUUUUUUUAACCUUGA